AUGGAACAUCCAGGUCCCAGCCUCAAUCAGGCACUCCGAGCGCCUAGACUACAAGAAGAGUUGCGGAAAGCACAAGCUCUCUGCCUAGAUCUGGACGAUUUCCGUCAGCUGCAGCCUGUAUGGGUCAAGGGGCGCAUGGAAGAGUCCGGUCCGGAGGAUGCCGAGAAGCGUUCGCUGAUAGCCACGGCCAUCUUCCUGGGCACAGCGCAGGCAUGCCUGAAGGGCUGCUACAUCUCAGAGACUGCCCAGAAGGUGGAGUGUGGACAUCUGGUCAGACCUAUAUCCUGCGUGCAUCCUCCAACGAGCAUGCCGUCUGCCAGCUUGCUAAAGGCAUCGGGCCAGACGCAGCAGCUCUCCGGCGCUCGUUGCUGUGAUCCGCUGGAUGUGGCUUUGCAGCUUGCAAAAUUGCCACACUGCCGGCGGGUAGCAGUCUUGAGAUGCACGCCGUUCGAAGCCCCUCGGAGCCUGCAGCGGAAGUACAGUCACAUUUACGAGGACCAAGUCUUCCUGCGGACAACCUACUUUGAGGCAUUUGAGCGUUUGGCGCGAGAUCUCCCCCUUCCGCCAGAUGAAGCGAUCAAGGAGGGCUGUAUUGUGUACACCUCGGGAGUUGGCGUUCUACGUGGUCCAUUGAAGGAUGGGGUGCCAUGGCUGGAGCAUCCUUUUCAGGUGGAUGUGGUUUGGUUUGGCUUGCCCGCCCACCCUGAGAUCGGAGAACAGGAAACUUAUGCCCGAGAAGAGGAUCGCAAACUGGUCAAAGCGGCUUUGGAUCGGGCAUUUUCAUGGGCUUGUGCCCAUGGUGCUGAUGCCAUUGUGAUGCCAGCAAUGAGCGGCUUGGGCAGUUUCCGACACCCGAGGCUUCACUUUGGGGGGCUGGUGCAUGAGGUUGCUCGCAUGCACCAGCGCCACCUCCCCAUCGUGUGCGUGGCUUCAGACGUUCCCGCUCAUCGAGGGGAAUGGUGGCCACCCUUCGAAGAAGCUGUGACGAAAGGGCGCCCGGUGCCUCCGCCCCUCGUGCACGUUCCACCGAUCCCAUUGAUGACUGACCGCUUGGUUGGCAAGGACACUUCAACCUUACUGGAAAAGCGCCGAAAGCAAUUGGGUGUUUGGUCCAUUCAUGGCCGACGGCUGAUAAGAUUCACAAGUCUUCACAAGUCUUUGUCAGCUGCAGCGACGAACAGCGAAGCUCGGCUGAACAUUGCCGAAAGCUGGCGUGCCGGCACCCGGCUGAAUGUAGACAUGCAUAGCAUGGUGAAGCUGCUUCGGCGGCUCCUCGUAGUUGCAGCCGUGACCCACCAUGUGGAUGCGAUAACGUUCAAGACGGCCGCAAGGGGUCCGGUGCAGAAGGUCCGGGAGCUCUUGCAGGCCAUGAGGCAAGAGAUGGCCGAGGAUGCCGAGCGCGACGAAGCCGUGCAUGAGAAGCAGGCCUGCUGGUGCAACUCGAACAUCUAUGCCAAGCAGUCUGCAGUCUCGACCAACCAAAACCAAAUUGCAGCCCUGACCAGCAGCAACAACAGGCUGACAGCAGACACGGCCCGCUGGACAUCGGAGUCUGAGCAGAUGACGAAGGACAUAUCAGAUGCCGAGGCGGAUAUGGUAUCUGCAAAAGAGCUGCGCCAGGGCCAGCAGCAGGCCUUUGAAAAGGAAGAGGCCCGCCUUGUGGGCCUAGUCAGUGAGAUCGACGAGGCUUUCAAGCAGGUCGAAUCGAACAACGAAGCAGCCGGAAGCUUGCUAGCAAAAUACCAGAAGGCUUUCCGCACCAACAUGGGCACAGACGUGGGGAGUUCCCUCCACUUGAAGAACUUCCUGAACAUGAACCUUUCAACUGGCAGAUCUUUCUUGCAGCGUGAGCCCCUGAAGGCCGAGGGUGUUGAAGCUGUCCUGAACGGCAUCAAAAACGACACCACCGCUACUCUGACCGCAGCGCGCGGUCAGGAGACUCGACGUAUCCAGUCCCAUACAAAGCUGCUACAAGACAAGGCGACCCAGGUCAAGGCGCUGGAGCAGCAAAAGCAAGACAGGCGAAAAGCAACGGCGGACGCAGCUGAGACCAAGGCGAGCAACAAGGACAUCAUUGCCAAUCUCGAAGUCCAGAUUGCGGAAGAUUCCGCGUUUCUGGUCGACGUGAAGUCAAGAUGCCAGGCGAUGGAUCAGGAGUGGGCGCAGCGUCAAGCGACGCGAGGAGAGGAAGUGGGAGCGAUCGCCAAAGCAAUGGAAAUACUGAAAGAAGAGGCUGUCAAAGAAGCCUUGUUACAGGAGCCAGCAACCAAGCAAAGUGCAAGUUUUUGGGGUCACUUCAACGCCGGCUCCUUCCUGCAGGAACAGGCUGUGUCGCACGAGCGCAGGAAGCUUUCCGAGGCUCUUUUGAAGGUCGGUCAGCGGCAUGACCUGCGUCUUGUCACGCUGGCCUUCCGAGCCAAGAUCGAUAAUUUUGCGACUGUCAAGAAGGCCAUCGAAAACAUGACAAUAGCCCUAGAAAAGGAGCAGCAGAAUGAGGUCAAGCAUCGGCAAUACUGUGCCGAUCAACUGGACGAUAAUGAGCUUGACGCCAAGGAGAAAAAUGCUGCAAAGCAACAGCAGAGCGCUGAUGAGAUGGGGUUGCAGGCCGAGAUCGCGGCCGCCACUAAUGAAGCAGCGAUUCUGCAGAGUGAGGUAGAUGAGUUGCUUGCUCAAGCAAAGCUGGCGAGCCAAAAUCGGGAGAAGGAGAAUGGGGAGUUUCAAUCUCUGAUUCUCGAGCAGCGCGAGAAGAAGAGAGCACUCGAGCAGGCAUUGGCAGUUCUCAAGGAUACAUACUCUUCAGAGGAUGCAUCCAUGCUUCAGCUGGACCAGUCGGAAUCACCGGCAGGCUUUGGCGCCUACGAGCAUGCAUCCGGAGGCAAAGGUGUUCUCACAACGAUCCAACAGGUGAUUGCGGACACGGAGGCACUGUCCGCCGAAGCUGCCCAAGCAGAAACCGCUGCUCAACAGAACUACGAGGCAUUUGCAGCUGAAACCGCGGAUGCCGUGAAGCUCAAGCGGGAAGGUAUUCGGAAGUUGAAUGACAAGCACGCGAAGCAGGAGGUGCAGUUGGCGGAGACUGCUGAAGCAAAGCGCCUGACCGUGGUGGAGAUUGCGCAGCUGCUGGAAGCGAAGGAGCAGCUUCAUGAAAGUUGCGACUUUCUGCUCCGCCAAUUCGAGGUAAGUCAAAAGGCACGGGCUGAGGAGCUCCAGGCCCUGGAGCGAGCGCGGGACGUUCUGUCUGGUGCCCUAAAGGGCUAA
This is a messenger RNA of Symbiodinium sp. CCMP2456, 3258 nucleotides long. The record is from the annotation of a GenBank genome assembly. Lineage: Eukaryota; Dinophyceae; Suessiales; Symbiodiniaceae.